GCGGAAUGACCAAUCUGAAAUCGCCGCAAAUCAAGGAUCAUGUUCGGCGACCUACGGCCUGUCGGGAAAUCAGCCCAUGAGUAGCAUAACUACUCCAUGUCCAGGCGUAUUUGAGGGCCUCAUCUCGCCCGCGGGUACCUUCACCUCACACGAUGUCCGCCGACGUAAGCAUGGGAGGCCCGGCCCAGCCGCUCCCGACGCUGGGGAACCGGACCGAAACAACUGAGCCGAAACGGAAAACUAGUAACAUCCGGUAUCCGUUUUGGUUCGGCGGGAGUGCCACAAGCAUGGCGGCCUGUGUCACGCAUCCGUUCGAUCUUGUCAGGGUCCGGCUACAAACCCGCGCCGCCUCCGCUCCCCGCAGCAUGAGCGGCACCUUCCUCAAGAUCCUCAAAUCCGAAGGCCCGCUCGGCCUCUACAGCGGCAUCUCCGCCUCCGUCCUACGCCAGCUGACCUACUCCACCGUGCGCUUCGGCCUCUACGAAGAGCUGAAGCAGCGCGCGGGUCCCGAGACCAGCUUCCCGCUGCUCGUCGCCAUGGCCACCUCGUCCGGCUUCGUGGGCGGCCUGGCCGGCAACUUCGCCGACGUGCUCAACGUGCGCAUGCAGAACGACACCGCGCUGCCCGCGCACAUGCGCAGGAACUACAAGCACGCCGUCGACGGGCUCGUUCGCAUGACGCGCGAGGAGGGCGCGCGCAGCUGGUUCCGCGGCUGGCUGCCGAACUGCACCCGCGCGGCGGCGACGACGGCGGGCCAGCUGGCGACGUACGACAUCGCGAAGCGGCUACUGUUGGACUACACGCCGCUGGAGGACACUCUGACGACGCAGCUGCUGGCGUCGUUCAUGGCGGGGCUGACGACUGCGACGGUGACGAAUCCGAUUGAUGUGGUCAAGACGCGGGCGAUGUCGGCGGAGAAGAAGCAGGGUAUGUUUGAGCUGGUUGGGGAGCUGUCGAGGGCGCAGGGCGUGAGGUGGGUUGUUAGGGGUUGGGUGCCGAGUUUUCUGCGUCAGGGACCACAUACUAUUUGUAUAUUCCUUUUUCUGGAGAUGCAUCGUAAGCUGUAUAGGCAGUUCAAGGGCUUGGAGUAGGGCGCAUUGGGUAGAUGGUCGGUGCGUGGUGCGGGUGCUGCCUGGGCGGCGGGUAACCCGCAGAAUGUAUUAUAAAGCGCGAUGCGCUGUUCUAUACUGAGAUCAGCUUCUAUUGCUUUAGUAUGAUGUAAGGAGAAGGUAAGAAGGAGUAGGUGUUUGAGAGCUUACGGUAACAAAGACUUGACCGUAGGGAUCAAACUUUGCUGUUUAUCUGCUCUUGGAUCGCAUUUAGGGGGAG
Molecule: messenger RNA, 1329 nt
Organism: Trematosphaeria pertusa
Lineage: Eukaryota; Fungi; Ascomycota; Dothideomycetes; Pleosporales; Trematosphaeriaceae
Product: mitochondrial carrier
Exons: 4
Coding region: 153-1091 (312 amino acids)
Biological process (GO): oxaloacetate transport; phosphate ion transmembrane transport; malate transmembrane transport
Molecular function (GO): oxaloacetate transmembrane transporter activity; thiosulfate transmembrane transporter activity; malate transmembrane transporter activity
Source: RefSeq, a predicted model, not a curated record